This is a messenger RNA of Sclerotinia trifoliorum, 2531 nucleotides long. The record is from the annotation of a GenBank genome assembly. Lineage: Eukaryota; Fungi; Ascomycota; Leotiomycetes; Helotiales; Sclerotiniaceae.
GUCCAGUGUCCAGUGUCCAGUGUCCACCCUUUCACAGACAAUCAAUCAAUCAUCCCAACCUCCCCUUGUCAUCUUUCUCCAAUCCUCGAAUCUCUUCUCUUUGUUCAUAAAAUCUUGAUAAAAUUAGGAUUUCAUAUUUAUCUCCUCAAGAAACCUCAAAUCACAUCACACACAUUGCAAGAUCAAUACAAAGACAUCCAAAACUUAAAACAAUUAGCUUUGUUCGCCAUAAAAAAUUCGAUCCAAAAGGAGACAAAAAAUUCCUUAUUGACCUCUGCCUCGGGUGAUUCUGUCUCACUAAAACAACCAUCCGCUUCUUGUGGGCUGUGGAGACUCGGUAUUGUACUGAACGGCAUUUCAAGAAUAUAUCCUUCUUCAAGUCUAUUUCCGUCACAACUCAAACUAUCAAUCAUCGAUCUUAUUAGCUUUACCCUGAGCUUCUUCACAACUAAUACUUACGAAAUCUCGACUCACAAUAAUCCUUGCCCAGAUUUAUACAUCUUCAACGGUACAAUUGAAGCGGAUCGAUAGCCUCGCGAAUCGUGUUGGAUAUCGAGUUGGACUAAGGAUUGCAUUAUAACGUCACAACCCAAAUUAAGUGACGACAAAACUCCCGACAACCAUCAGCAAACGGCAUAUAACGAAUAAGGAUAACCUCAUCAUCAUUAAAUUCAUCGAAAUAAUUACAAGGAAAGCGGGGCUGCUUCUGCAGCCAGGCAGGUGAAGCACGAUGGGGGCUUGUAUGAGCUCGAAUGUGGAAGAUACGGAACAGAGGAAGAGAAGUCAACGGAUUGAUAAGACGUUGGAAGAGGACUCGAAAAGACUUCGACGAGAAUGCAAAAUCCUUCUACUAGGUAUAUAAUGGACCAUCUUUUGGUCGUCGAGACAAAGACAAAAGUGAUACAAUACUAACCAUCAUCGAAAUAGGUUCGGGCGAGAGUGGUAAAUCAACGAUAGUCAAGCAGAUGAAAAUCAUACACCAGAAUGGUUACACCGUGGACGAGUUAGCUUUAUAUCGAUUGACGAUCUAUAAAAAUUUGAUUGACUGUGCAAAAGCAUUGGUCGGUGCAAUGCGACAGAUGGAGAUCGAGCCAACGAAUCCGGCAAAUAAGGAGUACGGCUCAUUUUUAUUAGAGUAUAUCGUCGACCCGGAUCCUCAUACACCACUUAAUCCCCGAGUUGGUACGGCUGUGGCAUCGAUAUGGAAGGAUGGAUCUAUGGAACGUUUGUUGGCAAGACAGAGUGAAUUCUAUUUGAUGGAUUCGGCACCAUAGUAUGUAAUAUGUAGUCUUUGGGCAUAAAGAAUGGUUCUAACUUCUUAUAGCUUCUUCGAAGAAGCUGGAAGGAUAGCAGCGCACGACUACAUCCCUACCGAAGCCGACGUUUUGAGGGCCAGAACAAAGACAACUGGUAUCUACGAGACAAGAUUCACCAUGGGCUCAUUGAGUAUACAGUCAGUGUUUAUGAUAAUAGCUUCCUACUUUCAACACUAACUUUGCCAUAGCAUGUUUGAUGUGGGUGGACAGAGAAGUGAGAGAAAGAAGUGGAUUCAUUGCUUCGAGAAUGUUACCUCAAUCAUCUUUUGCGUUGCUUUGAGUGAAUAUGAUCAGGUUCUUUUGGAGGAGAGUAAUCAGGUAAGAGUUCCCUCUACCAUCCCAACAACAAUCCUAACAAUAAAUAGAACCGUAUGAUGGAGAGUCUGGUCUUAUUUGAUUCGGUUGUCAACUCAAGAUGGUUUAUGCGAACCAGUAUUAUUCUAUUCCUCAAUAAAGUUGAUCUUUUCAAACAAAAGCUUGGUCGAUCACCUCUCGAGAAUUACUUCCCGGAUUAUUCUGGUGGAAAUGAUCUGAAUAGAGCAGCGAAGUAUUUACUUUGGAGAUUCAAUCAAGUUAACAGAGCUCAUCUGAAUCUAUACCCACAGUGAGUUCCAUGCAAAGUCCCUCCAGGUUGCACACAUCCUAACAUCAAUAGCCUUACUCAAGCCACCGAUACUUCGAAUAUUCGACUCGUAUUCGCUGCUGUUAAAGAGACGAUAUUACAAAACGCUCUCAAAGACUCGGGCAUACUCUAAUCAAACCAAUAGUAUGGCCCAUGAUGAAUAAUGUCCUAAUUUAUAUAAUCCAUCUCAUAUUGACUGGAAACUGGUGUUUGGUUUAGGAGUUUAGGGAAGGAUGUGUGAUAAGACUUCAAGGUGUAUGCUGCAUGAUCUGGAUUUGGAUGACUCUCGGUAGGCAGGAAAGGGGAUGAUGGUAAUGCAUGAACAACGAUUUCUAUGUCGUUUGAAUUAGGUUGGCGGGGUAGGGGUAUCACUUCCAUGAUUUUUAUAUAUGUGUGGAAUUACAUAUUUGCAACUGUGAGGACUCUGGAGUUUCAAGGGACAAUUGGGAAAUGGAUCGACUUGGUAUCUGGGAAAAAUGCGACGAAUGGAUGGACUGGAACCAGCGAGAAAUUAGCAUUUGCAUAUUUACAAAACGGGAUAGAUCAGGAGGAUCUAACCAGUGUCAUUGUCAUCAUAUUGGGCGAGGGGUUGG